AUGGAAAAGCAGCAACCAAAAAUACCAGCCCUGAUGACACUGCGACUGACGAGACCGACGACAACGACAACACAGACAGAAAGAACACCACUAUUGCAAACACCAGGACAGGCCCCACACCCACACAGAUACGGACGCGACGGCACACACCAGACUGAGACCCGACGAACCGUACUACCGACACCCACCACAUACAUAAAGAACACAUACAAACCUGCACAAGCUAACACAGACACACCACACCCACCACAAAUUGUCACACACCCACCAACAGUUACCCAAACCACACGAACCACAGCCACACACACGACUACACACCCACCCACCAAGAAACAAACACCCCACACAACCACACGCCCCACAUCCACACCAACACCAUGGCACACACUACUCCCCGCAUCACCCCCUCAAUGGGCACACACCAGAUUCGCGAGACCACAAACAACAGAAGACAGGAUCUUACAGACACUCGCCAACAUGGACAGACACACAGAACCGACACAGACAAAACAAACAUACAAAAAACACACAGGACCACCCCCCGAAAUAAUAGCCAUAAUUGCAAAUUUACAAUCAGCAAGCACCCUGGACGACGAAUUACGAGCACAAAGAGAAAGAUACAUGACCAGACGGGCACACGAACGCACAAACACUGACGAAACAGAAGCCGGCACCUCACACGCCAACCACACACCACACAUCUAA
This is a messenger RNA of Neodiprion fabricii, 705 nucleotides long. RefSeq names its product integumentary mucin A.1-like. The transcript is spliced from 2 exons. The record is from RefSeq and is a predicted model, not a curated record. Lineage: Eukaryota; Metazoa; Arthropoda; Insecta; Hymenoptera; Diprionidae. Bases 1 to 705 code for a protein of 234 amino acids.